AGAAUGUGGAGGCUGAAGAUAGGAGAGAGAGGGAAUAACCCUUACAUAUUCAGCACAAAUAACUUUGUGGGGAGGCAGACAUGGGAGUUUCAUGCAGAAGAUGGAAGCCAAGAGGAGAGGGAUGAAGUCGAAGCUGCUCGUCAACACUUCUCCUCUAAUCGCUCCCGUUUCAGAGCCUGUGGUGAUCGUCUUUGGCGAUUUCAGUUUUUGAGAGAGAAGAGUUUCAAACAAACAAUACCAAGUGUGAAGAUAAAGGAUGAAGAGGAAAUAACAUGCGACAAAAUUAAGAACACAGUGAAAAGAGCAACACAUUACCUGUGUGCAUUGCAAGCCAGUGAUGGCCAUUGGCCUGCUCAAAUUGCUGGACCCCUCUUUUAUCUUCAACCUUUGGUAUUUGUUAUAUACAUUACAGGGCAGCUUCAUAAUGUGUUUCCAAAAGAAUAUCAGAAAGAAAUCUUACGUUACUUAUACAACCAUCAGAAUGAAGAUGGAGGGUGGGGAUUGCAUAUUGAGGGUCACAGUACCAUGUUCUGCACAGUUCUCAACUACAUAUGUAUUCGAAUUCUAAAAGAAGGAUUUGAUGGGGGAGAAGACGAUGCCUGUGUUAAAGCUCGAAAAUGGAUUCUUGAUUGUGGUGGUGUCACUUACAUACCCUCUUGGGGAAAGACUUGGCUUUGUAUACUUGGUGUAUAUGAAUGGUCUGGAACCAACCCUAUGCCUCCUGAAUUUUGGCUCUUGCCCUCAUAUCUUCCUAUGCAUCCAGCUAAAAUGUGGAUAUAUUGUCGAUCGGUUUACUUGCCUAUGUCUUACUUGUAUGGGAAAAAAUUUGUGGGUCCAAUUACACCACUAAUUCUUCAACUGAGGCAAGAACUUCAUGUUCAACCAUACCAUCAAAUUAAUUGGAAGAAAACUCGCAACCUUUGUGCAAAGGAAGAUCUUAAUUGUCCACAUCCCUGGAUACAAGAUCUUAUAUGGGAUGGUCUAUAUAUAUUAAUUGAACCACUUCUUACACGUUGGCCUUUCAACAAGUGGAUUAGAGAAAAGGCUCUUCAAGUAACAAUGAAACAUGUACACUAUGAAGAUGAGAAUACUCGAUACAUAACAGCUGCAGCUAUAGAGAAGGCAAUAUGUAUGAUUGCUUGCUGGGCUGAGGAUCCCAAUGGAGAUGCCUUCAAAAAGCAUCUUGCUAGAGUUCCUGAUUAUCUGUGGGUUUCAGAAGAUGGAAUGACCAUGCAGAGUCUCGGAAGCCAAACAUGGGAUGCUAGCUUUACCAUUCAAGCUUUGCUUGUCACUGACCUUAUUGAGGAAAUUGGUCCCACACUUGCAAAAGGACAUCAUUUUAUAAAGGAAUCUCAAGUUAAAGACAACCCUUUUGGUGACUUCAAGAGCAUGUAUCGUCACAUUUCUAAAGGGGCAUGGACCUUCUCUGAUAGAGAUCAAGGAUUACAGGUUUCAGAUUGCACAGCCGAAGCUUUGAAGUGCUGCCUUCUUUUAUCAAAGCUGCCACCAGAAAUUGUGGGUGACAAGAUGGAACCUGAGAGAUUAUAUGAUUCUGUCAAUAUAAUACUGUCACUUCAAAGCAAAAAGGGUGGUUUAGCAGCUUGGGAACCAAUCAAAGCAGAAAAGUGGUUAGAAAUGCUAAAUCCUGUGGAGUUUUUGGAGAAAGUGGUAGUUGAGAUAGAAACUGUUGAAUGCACUGGAUCGUCAACACAAGCUAUAGUUUUGUUUAGCAAGUUGUAUCCAACACAUAGAAAGAAAGAGAUUGAGAAUUUCAUUGCCAAAGCUGUACAGUACAUUGAAGAUACUCAAAAAGAAGAUGGUUCUUGGUAUGGAACCUAUGGAAUUUGCUUCAUUUAUGCAACAAUGUUCGCACUUGGUGGACUUAAUGCAGCUGGAAAGACUUAUGACAGCUCUCAUACCAUUCGUAGAGCUGUGGAUUUUCUUUGUAAAAUACAAAAUGAAGAUGGUGGGUGGGGAGAGAGUUAUCUUUCAUGCUCUAAAGAGAAAUUUGUUCCACUUGAAGGAAACCGAUCACAUGUAGUACAAACAGCUUGGGCUAUGAUAGGUCUUAUUCAUGCUGGGCAAGUGGAAAGAGACCAAACUCCUGUUGACCGUGGAGCAAAGUUUCUCAUCAAUUCUCAAUUAGAAGAUGGUGAUUGGCCACAACAAGAAUUGACGGGCUCGGCCUUGAAAUAUUGCAUGUUACAUUAUCCAAUGUAUAGAAAUAUAUUUCCGAUGUGGGCUCUUUCAGAAUAUCAGAAGCGACUUCAAUCAGGCUUUUCAUCUCUUUCAUAAGCUCCUCAUGCUUCAUUUGCAAGAGAUUCAUGCUAGCUUGUGUGUGAAAGCUUUUAAAAUUAUGUUGAUUUAGUGUGUUUAUUUAUUUCAUAAUGUUUGUACAAUUGUCCAUGGUCUAAGCAAAGUGAAUACCAAGUGAAAUUAGUAUAUUAGUUGUCAAAUGUCUUUUUAGUCUCAGUAAAGUAUGUAGAUCUCUCUCUCACACACACUUGAAGUACAUAUCCCACAUGUUGGCACGCAUGGCUGAAUAAUAAAUAUAAUUAAAUUCAA
Messenger RNA from Prosopis cineraria, 2565 nucleotides. RefSeq names its product beta-amyrin synthase-like. The coding region runs from base 4 to 2295 and encodes 763 amino acids. Gene Ontology annotation, molecular function: beta-amyrin synthase activity. Gene Ontology annotation, cellular component: lipid droplet. Gene Ontology annotation, biological process: triterpenoid biosynthetic process. The transcript has 16 exons. Lineage: Eukaryota; Viridiplantae; Streptophyta; Magnoliopsida; Fabales; Fabaceae. The record is from RefSeq and is a predicted model, not a curated record.